Pongo pygmaeus (Bornean orangutan) is the source of this 3861-nucleotide messenger RNA. It is a transcript of the gene ACSS1, whose product is annotated as acyl-CoA synthetase short chain family member 1. Gene Ontology annotation, molecular function: AMP binding; acetyl-CoA synthetase activity. NCBI's taxonomy places the organism in Eukaryota, Metazoa, Chordata, Mammalia, Primates, Hominidae. Bases 305 to 2371 code for a protein of 688 amino acids. Gene Ontology annotation, cellular component: mitochondrion. The transcript is spliced from 14 exons. The record is from RefSeq and is a predicted model, not a curated record.
AGGAACGUCCGGGUGGGACUGCAGACCCGCCGGAGCGCAGCGCCUGGGCCAGGGCCUGGAACCUGCUCCGCCCCGCGCUCCCCUGCACCCCUUCCCCACGCUGCUCCCCUCUUCCUAAGCGGACCCGCCUCUCCCGGGCAGCAGAAAAAGGGGUGGGACCCGGGCGGGCUCCGGGAAGGGGCCCUGGAGGAAUGGAUGGUGGCCGAAGGGCGGAGCAGGGGCGGGGCCCGCGGAGACUCCAAGGGGGGCCCCGGGAGUGAGACACCCACUCUGGGAGCACAGAGAACUCAGGUAGUCUGGCUAGAUGGCGGCGCGCACCCUGGGCCGCGGCGUCGGGAGGCUGCUGGGCAGCCUGCGAGGGCUUUCGGGGCAGCCCGCGCGGCCGCCGUGCGGGGUGAGCGCGCCGCGCAGGGCGGCCUCGGGACCCUCGGGCAGCGCCCCCGCAGUUGCAGCGGCAGCACAGCCCGGCUCGUACCCCGCGCUGAGUGCACAGGCAGCCCGGGAGCCGGCCGCCUUCUGGGGGCCUCUGGCGCGGGACACUCUCAUGUGGGACACCCCCUACCACACCGUCUGGGACUGCGACUUCAGCACUGGCAAGAUCGGCUGGUUCCUGGGAGGCCAGUUAAAUGUCUCUGUCAACUGCUUGGACCAGCAUGUUCGGAAGUCCCCCGAGAGCGUUGCUUUGAUCUGGGAGCGCGAUGAGCCUGGAACGGAAGUGAGGAUCACCUACAGGGAACUGCUGGAGACCACGUGCCGCCUGGCCAACACGCUGAAGAGGCAUGGAGUCCACCGUGGGGACCGUAUUGCCAUCUACAUGCCCGUGUCCCCAUUGGCUGUGGCAGCAAUGCUGGCCUGUGCCAGGAUCGGAGCUGUCCACACAGUCAUCUUUGCUGGCUUCAGUGCGGAGUCCUUGGCUGGGAGGAUCAAUGAUGCCAAGUGCAAGGUGGUUAUCACCUUCAACCAAGGACUCCGGGGUGGGCGUGUGGUGGAGCUGAAGAAAAUAGUGGAUGAGGCUGUGAAGCACUGCCCCACCGUGCAGCACGUCCUGGUGGCUCAAAGGACAGACAACAAGGUCCACAUGGGGGACCUGGACGUCCCGCUGGAGCAGGAAAUGGCCAAGGAGGACCCUGUGUGCGCCCCAGAGAGCAUGGGCAGUGAGGACAUGCUCUUCAUGCUGUACACCUCAGGGAGCACCGGAAUGCCCAAGGGCAUCGUCCAUACCCAGGCAGGCUACCUGCUCUAUGCUGCCCUGACCCACAAGCUUGUGUUCGACCACCAGCCAGGUGACAUCUUCGGCUGUGUGGCCGACAUCGGCUGGAUUACAGGACACAGCUACGUGGUGUAUGGGCCUCUCUGCAAUGGUGCCACCAGCGUCCUUUUUGAGAGCACCCCAGUUUAUCCCAAUGCUGGUCGGUACUGGGAGACAGUAGAGAGGUUGAAGAUCAAUCAGUUCUAUGGCGCCCCAACGGCUGUCCGGCUGUUGCUGAAAUACGGUGAUGCCUGGGUGAAGAAGUACGAUCGCUCCUCCCUGCGGACCCUGGGGUCAGUUGGAGAGCCCAUCAACUGUGAGGCCUGGGAGUGGCUUCACAGGGUGGUGGGGGACAGCAGGUGCACGCUGGUGGACACCUGGUGGCAGACAGAAACAGGUGGCAUCUGCAUCGCACCACGGCCCUCAGAAGAAGGGGCGGAAAUCCUCCCUGCCAUGGCGAUGAGGCCCUUCUUUGGCAUCGUCCCUGUCCUCAUGGAUGAGAAGGGCAGCGUCGUGGAGGGCAGCAACGUCUCCGGGGCCCUGUGCAUCUCCCAGGCCUGGCCAGGCAUGGCCAGGACCAUCUAUGGCGACCACCAGCGAUUUGUGGAUGCCUACUUCAAGGCCUACCCAGGUUAUUACUUCACUGGAGACGGGGCUUACCGAACUGAGAGCGGCUAUUACCAGAUCACAGGGCGGAUGGAUGAUGUCAUCAACAUCAGUGGCCACCGGCUGGGGACCGCAGAGAUCGAGGACGCCAUCGCCGACCACCCUGCAGUGCCGGAAAGUGCUGUCAUUGGCUACCCCCAUGACAUCAAAGGAGAAGCCGCCUUUGCCUUCAUUGUGGUGAAAGAUAGUGCGGGUGACUCAGAUGUGGUGGUGCAGGAGCUCAAGUCCAUGGUGGCCACCAAGAUCGCCAAAUAUGCUGUGCCUGAUGAGAUCCUGGUGGUGAAACGUCUUCCAAAAACCAGGUCUGGGAAGGUCAUGCGGCGGCUCCUGAGGAAGAUCAUCACUAGUGAGGCCCAGGAGCUGGGGGACACUACCACCUUGGAGGACCCCAGCAUCAUCACGGAGAUCCUGAGUGUCUACCAGAAGUGCAAGGACAAGCAGGCUGCCGCUAAGUGAGCUGGCGCCUUGUGGGGCUCUUGGGAUGGGCGGGCACCCAAGCCCUGGCUUGUCCUUCCCAGAAGGUACCCCUGAGGUUGGCGUCUUCCUAAGUCCCAGAAGCAGCCCCCACCCCACACAUGACCCACACCGCCCUCACGUGAAGCUGGGUGAGAGCCCUUUCUCCCAUCCGUUGGAGGUCCCAGGAAUGUCACCCAUGGAGAGGCUAUGCGACAUGGCUAGGGCUGGUUCUGCCAUCCUGAGUUUGGUUUCCUGGAAUGAAAAGGUAUUGCCAUCUCCACUCCUCUCACAGGAAGGUGAGGCCCUGGGAUAGCGCACCUGCUCAGAUAACACAGGGCUAGUUAGCUAGUAGCAACCGUGUUUUCUCCAGAUCUGUCUAGAUACAAAGGGCAGAAAUCUUAUUUUCAUACUUUUAUAUUGUGGAAGAACAACAUGCAACACUCACAUGUAGUGUGUGGAUUUACUUGAACAUGUUCUUUUUAACAUGUAGUUAGGAAAAUCUCCUUUUUUGCCUCUACUGGUGAGGAAACAUGAGGAUCAGAGGCCACAUUUUUAAUUAUUGUCUGAAUUGGAGAUGUUUGUACCUCUGUCUAAACAGUUCCCUUGAGAACUUCCAAGCCUCUGGCAUCCUUUCCUGGUGUUUCUCCUGUGCUUGGUUGUGUAUAAUGGAGCUAACUCCUAAGCAGUGGGGUGAAUGUGGCCACCUUAGUUCUGAAGCUACUCCAGUUAUGUUCUGUUUCUUCAAGCUGUGAUCCAGAAAGAUUUUUGUGCCCCCAGAUGCCUCUUGAUAGGAGAGGCAACAUACUCCAAAUAGUUGGGUUCUUCAGGGAAGCUAUUAGAAACUCAGGUGACUUGUUAGAGCACUAACUUGGUCAGAGCCAAAUCCUGGCAAACGCUGCCUGACCUUCACUCUGUGGUUGGGGUGGUGAGAACCACUGAGGUCCAAUGAUGAGACUUGGAGGUCUGGAUCCAGUCUCUCUCUGUUUUAAUGUGACUUAGGUGCUGUCAACAUUAGCAAGAUAAUGGAAAUCACGACGCCAGUGGGUGCUUACCUCCCUGCUAGGCAUGCAGGGGCUGGCGGUUGGCAGGGGAAGGAGGCCCAGUGAGCCGGGUCUCUUAGGGCAGGGAGAGUUUGUCCUCUUUGCCCCAAAGUCUACCCCUCAGGGCCUUGUGGCAGUGCCAGUGUUCGGGGGGUGUCUGGGCUACUGAGUACCCACUCGGUCGUGGCUGUGCUGGCCUCUUGGGUGAGUGAGCCUGUGAUGCCCAGGAGGUGGUGUUGGCUGCAGCGUACACAAAUACUGAGUGGUGGUCUUUUGUUACAGGCUUAGCAACAAAGCUGUGCCCUGGGCAUGGGGGGCUGUAGUGUAGCUACAGUUGUGUGUUUGUGAAAUGGCUUAGCUUUCCAUGUUGCUGAGAGGAACCUGGACAUGGUCCCGGGCAUCUGAAUGAUCUGUAGGGGAGGGAGUUCAAAUAAAGCUUUAUUUUGUUCA